UGGACCAAUCACAAGAGACCACAGCUCAAAUCAAUCACGAGCAUAGGUGCCAGAUCCAAAUGGCGCCAAAUUACCACCCAUCACGAACCAAUCCGAAUAUAAUAUCCACGUGUCGGUAUUCGUUGGCCUAUCUCUUGUUUAGUUGUAGUUGUAGGAAAAUGGAGGCGGAUAGCCCACAGCCCUCAGGAGCCUCCAAAGUCGACCUCCCGAACGAUCCAGGGAAGAUGUUCGUCGGAGGCUUGAGUUGGGAAACUACCGCAGAGGGACUGCAGACGUACUUCAGCAAGUAUGGUGACUUGAAGGAGUGCUUAGUUAUGAGGGAUCCGAACACUAAACAAUCAAGGUAAAUGAUGAUAAGGCUGCUGAUGAAACACCUUUCC
Molecule: messenger RNA, 380 nt
Organism: Orbicella faveolata
Lineage: Eukaryota; Metazoa; Cnidaria; Anthozoa; Scleractinia; Merulinidae
Product: RNA-binding protein Musashi homolog Rbp6-like
Biological process (GO): regulation of translation
Cellular component (GO): cytoplasm
Molecular function (GO): mRNA binding
Source: RefSeq, a predicted model, not a curated record